Molecule: messenger RNA, 2344 nt
Organism: Stegastes partitus (bicolor damselfish)
Lineage: Eukaryota; Metazoa; Chordata; Actinopteri; Pomacentridae
Product: T-cell surface antigen CD2-like
Exons: 1
Coding region: 150-1184 (344 amino acids)
Cellular component (GO): membrane; cell-cell junction
Source: RefSeq, a predicted model, not a curated record
GAGUGCUGGAUGUUUGUUAUCUAUGUGCCAGUUGUGUUCUGGAUGGCAAACGGAACAACUCAUCUUGACCGGACUGCGUCUUCAUCUAGACUUGGACAUAACACUUUUUGACAAAAGUUAGCGAGGAUACUUUUGACUCUUUACAAGCUAUGCUUCUUCAUACUAUGGCGCGUUUUACUGCCUCAGUUGGUGUUAUCAUUCUGUUGGGAUUCAUUGACAUUUCAGCAGCAAACAAGGACGCCUGUGAACUCUACGCUGCUGUCGGGCAGAGUCUGACUCUGCCUUUUGUCUAUGAAGGACUGGCAAACUCACAUGUGCUGAAAUGGACUCAUAACAACACACUGAUCUUCUACAGAGACCAAGGCAAAGUGUCAGUUGGAAAACCACAAGACAUCACUGCAACCGGAUCUCUUCUGCUGAAAAACCUUGCAUUCUCAAGUGCAGGGACUUACCAAACACAGGUGCUGCUGAAUGGCACUUUGGUUAAAACAUGGACCAAUCGCCUUUGUGUGAUGGACAAAGUAUCAAAACCUGAGCUCAGUUAUGUCUGUGACUUCAAGUCUAGCGCUGUUAAACUUAAUUGCUACGUAGCCAAACCUCAGGGUUUGGUCUACUCAUGGACACUUGAUGGAAAGACAUUAACAAGCGAAACAAUGCAAACACUGAGCAUCUCUCUGACCCAGCUGAAAGGAGAGAGGAGCUUCACGUGCAGUGUAGCAAACAAAGCCAGCAAGGAGAGUAGUGAAGUUGUUCGUCCAACCUGUAAAAGUCCACCACCACCACCAGCAUCUCUGCUUUGCUUUCCGCAAAAAACUGUUGUGGCAGUGUUAGCAGGAGGAGCAGCUCUGAUUUUUCUUUUGCUCAUCAUCACCAUGGUCUUGUGCUGCCGUCACAGGCGCAACAAAACCCACAUGAGACGCAGGGAUAAAGAGGAACUAAGGAUGCUCUCUGUAAACAAACGAGACCCUGACUCCACCGGUCCAGUGUAUGAAACUAUGCACCCGAAUGAGAACUCUCCGCCCCCGAGCCCACAGCCUUCACCAAAAGCCUGUUACCAGAAAGUGUCUCAGCCUGAAGUUCAGAGUGAAAACAGACUUGCACAGCUCUCCACCACUGCCGAAGGACAGAAACCUUCGCCGGUGCCAAAGCCGAGGACGAAGAACCCCCAGACAGCAAACAUGUGAACUUGCCGUCCUCGCUUUCUCUCCCAGGAACUUUGAGGAAAGACAACAAAAAGUACUUAGGUUGAUAGCAUACAAACGACAUGAUUAAAACAAACUAUGUUGCUAUGUACAUAGUUAAUUAGCUACAGUCUUAAUCGACAUAUUCUUUAUUACUGUAAUAGUUUGGAGGGAAAUUAAAUACAUGUGAUGAUUUGUUCCUGCAGGCAGGUGGGAGGUGAAACUUGAGGCAGAAAAAUCUUUAUUCUCCUUAAGAUUAUGUUGCUGUUAUCUGUGUUGUUUUGCUGUUAAUGUUUAAAACUCAGCCAUUCUAAGUCCUUGUUAAGAGUUGGUGGGGAGUGUGGAGGAGGUUUUGUAUUUUACUUGCAGACAUUAUGAUACAAAAAAACUGUGCCAGAUGUAUUGCUCAUUACUGAUGUGUGUAUGUGUUUUAUCAUGAAUUUACAUCUGAAUUCUUCAGAGCUGAUGUACUUAUAUGAUGUAUGAAGUAAUUCAAUACAAAUACAGAUGUUUGUGUAAAAUGCUGAUAUAAUAGAUUACAGAAUAAGGCCGGCAUAUCUUUCUCAUGGUCUACCAAUCCUAGGAAAAGGAAUUCAUCCAAGUCAUUUCUCAUAAACUAAGAAACACAGAGAUGUACUGCAAACAUAUAUGUAAAAUAAAAUGUACCUAUUUGUUUAUAGGUUAAAGCAGCUUACAAAACACCCUGACGCAUUAGAAGUUUAUACUUUCAUGUGUUAGCUUCGGAAUAAUACACAUUUGGUAGUUAAGAAAAUGUACAAUUAGUAGUUACAACAGUGGUGUUAUAUCAGGGUUUGGAUUCACAAGGUACAGCUGCUCAUUCAUCAGAAGUACAACACUGCCAAACCUGUCGUUUGUUUUUGUAAAUAUUAAUUGGUAUGGUAUGAGAAAUAUUGUAUGUUGAAAUAAAAAUGGACAGAAAUGUGAAAAAAUAAAGGCAUUUGACCUUUUCUAUCACAGACAGCUAUUCACCAUUUGACCUACUUUUGUAAGCAUUUUACUGAAUGAGGACUAUUUUUAGCUCCACUGAUAUUUUUUUCAUACACGUCACACAAUAAUCUUUUGAGAUAACAUUUGAGUUUUCUCUAAUGUAAUCACACUGUAUGUUUACAUAUGUUUGAAAUAAAUAAAGCUGUCAAAAAGGA